This is a messenger RNA of Labrus mixtus (cuckoo wrasse), 1680 nucleotides long. It is a transcript of the gene trim63b, whose product is annotated as tripartite motif containing 63b. Lineage: Eukaryota; Metazoa; Chordata; Actinopteri; Labriformes; Labridae. The transcript has a single exon. Bases 243 to 1283 code for a protein of 346 amino acids. The record is from RefSeq and is a predicted model, not a curated record. Gene Ontology annotation, molecular function: zinc ion binding.
GCAGGAAUGUGUGCUCUGGUUGGUGGACAGGAUCAGAUGUCACCAACUGUGAAGGGCUGCUAUAAAGGGCCGAGCUACUAGCUGUCACCCAGAAUAGAUAUCAGCUUUUCAACAGCACACACUGAGGACGAGGUUGGUAGAGUCUGCCCGCCAUUUUAGUUACCGACAGAGUUUUCUCUCUUGGUAAUUUUACUUUGUGAAUCGGGACGCUUACUGGUCGAACUUAAGCAAGCUUUUUCAUUAUGGACAUCCAGAGAACAGGAUCUAUGGUUCGUCCCCCGAGCCCCAUGGAUAGCCUGGAGAAGCAGCUGAGCUGCCCUAUCUGCCUGGAAAUGUUCACCAAGCCGGUGGUCAUCCUGCCCUGCCAGCACAACCUGUGUCGCGGUUGUGCCAGCGACCUGUACGACUCACGAAACCCAUACCGCUUCUCUGGAGGAGUCUUUCGCUGUCCUACCUGCCGCUUUGAGGUUGUGCUUGACCGCCAUGGUGUACACGGGCUCCAACGCAACCUGCUGGUAGAAAAUAUCAUCGACAUCUAUAAGCAGCAGCAGGAAGGUAACAACAGCGGAACCACGGAACCAACCCUAAAGCCUAAAGAAUCCAAAGAGCCGAUGUGCCAGGAACACGAGGAUGAGAAAAUCAACAUCUAUUGCAUGACCUGCCAGGUUCCCACCUGCUCCAUGUGCAAAGUGUUUGGUCAGCACAAAGACUGUGAAGUGGCACCUAUACCAAGUGUUUAUCAGGCCCAGAAAGGGGAACUGAGUAAUGCUAUUGAUACCCUGGUCGCCAGCAAUAGCCGCCUGCAGGCCCUGCUCAAUCAGAUGGAAGAUUCCUGCCGUGUAGUGAUGGAGAAUGCUCAGCGUGCUAAGCAAGGGCUAGGUGAACGCUUCGACCUGCUUUAUGCUGUACUGGAAGAGCGCAAGACCAUUCUGCUGGAGCAGGUUGGUAAAGAGCAAGAUGAAAAGGUGGCAGCUCUGCGGGCCCUGGCUCAACGUUACGUCGAACGCCUGCAGACCAGUUCAGAGCUCACAGACACGGCUGUGAGGGCGUUGGAGCAGGGUAGUGCUGCUGAGUUUCUGUUAGCCUCCAAGGGCCUCAUCACACAGACCAAGGACGCAUCCAAGCACGCUCUGGGCGAGGAGAGGCCAGAGCCAGGCUAUGAGAAGAUGGACCACUUCACUUUGUCUACAGAGCAUGUUGAAGCUGUCCUGGCGAAAAUGGACUUUGGAGGAGGUGAUGCAGAUGAAUUUGAAGAUGCAGAAGAUGAGGAGGAGGAGGAAUAAUGAAAUCCAACUGGUCAUGGACUCUUUGAAGGUUGUGUGUUCGACAGAGACUCUGUUUAAUGUCAAAAAUAUUAUAAGGUUAAGGGAUGGGCUAAAAUAGCUUGGCCUUACUUUCAGUGCAAUAUUUAAUGUUAAUGUUGUACCUUUUCUUAAUGUCUUUUUAUACUUUUGUACUUUAAGUCGUUGAAAUGAAAAAAAGAUCUUCAUAUGAGUGUAAAUUCAGGAUAUUGGAUGAUUGCUAACACAUCAUUAUCCUCAUAGUUAGCUUAUGGAAACAGUCAUUUGUAUUUUUCUCACUUUGUUUUAGUUUGAGUUGAAUCUGUGAUCAGUUGAUCUGCCUGUAAUCACCAAAUCUGUCUUUAAAGAAAUGUGGAAUAAAGCUGCAUGAAGUCAAGAA